Molecule: messenger RNA, 414 nt
Organism: Rotaria sp. Silwood1
Lineage: Eukaryota; Metazoa; Rotifera; Eurotatoria; Philodinida; Philodinidae
Source: the annotation of a GenBank genome assembly
AUGGGUCUUAACAUAAGUGGCACGAUUGAUCGUGCUCGACAUCCUGAACAAUAUCCUGAUAAAGCAAAAGGUCCAACAUUUGAUCCGAUGUAUGGUUUUCCUGAUGGUCGAAAACCAAAAAUUGCACCGUAUACUGAAGAAGAAAUGCAAAUUUUAAAUAUUCCUCAUGAUAAACGUGACUAUUGUGCACAUUAUUUUCGUGCUGUAAUGCUUUGCACGCAACAAUAUUGGCCAUCACAAUACGCUUAUUGUGAGCCUGAACGACAUGCAUGGGAAAAAUGUGAAAUAAACAAUAAACUUGAUGAUGCUAAAGAAUAUGAAAGAGAAUUACGUUUACGUCGACGACGAUUACGUAAAGAAGAAGCCAUUAGAAAUGAUCCAACUCAUAAAGAAAUUGUUAAUAAUGAAGAAUAA